Messenger RNA from Rosa chinensis, 942 nucleotides. Its product is annotated as transcription factor GTE11-like. Gene Ontology annotation, molecular function: protein binding. The coding region runs from base 1 to 942 and encodes 313 amino acids. Lineage: Eukaryota; Viridiplantae; Streptophyta; Magnoliopsida; Rosales; Rosaceae. The record is from RefSeq and is a predicted model, not a curated record. The transcript has a single exon.
AUGGGUUGCGAUUCUAAAAGAAGGCGUAGAGAGGAUGUGGGUGACACAACGAUUUCAUCAUCCAAGAAGCAAAAGCUGAUGCCGAUGACAGGUUUGGAGCAGACCCAAAAGCUUCUUUGUUGCGGGAUCUUGCAGGAGCUAAUUGAUCACCGUCAUGGCUCUGUGGCUGUUCGAAUCCCUGAUUCUCAGGAGGUUCGAAGGCCUAUGGAUCUGUCCACCGUCAAAUCCAAGUUGGAGAGAGACAACUACUCCAGUAUUGAUGCCUUUGUGGCCGAUGUCAAGCUUACCUUCCAAAACGCGUUAUGGUAUUACUCUCUUGGAGAAAAACAGCAUGCAAUGGCCAAGAAUCUUGGUAAGGUUUUUGAGGCUAAGUGGAAAUUACGGUUUCCUGAAACUAGGUCUUCAACCUUGAAAGCUUCUUGUGCUACUUUGGAUAGGUCUGUGUCUCUUAUUAGUCCAUUAAGUCUUCAACAACUCAACAACAACAAAAGAGGAGGAGGGGCCAAGAGGUCAUCCAGAAACCUUGACGAACAGAAGGGUUCUGCUUCUGCUAUCACUUGUGCAGUGGAUUGUGCAGUGGAUAAAGAUAAGGAACACCGAAUCAAGCGCGGCCUUGACGAAGAGAAGGGUUCUGCUUCUGCUAUCACUUGUGCAGUGAAUAAAUAUAAGGAGCUCCGAAUCAAACGGCUAAGGGAACAGGCUCGUAAGGAAAUUUUGAGGGUUGAAGAGGCUGCUCGAUUGAAAGUCGAGAAUCCUUUACAAGAUCUUCAACAACUCAACUUGUUGUGCACUGGUGGCAUCAAACAGGAUUCUUGUUACAGGGUGUAUCGUUGGUUGACACUUGACAAGUUGGGCAUCUAUUUGAAGAGGGAUGAACUUGAACAUGUUUAUGAAGAGGAUGAAUUUCGCAUUGGAGAUUGGGAAGAUGGUGAAAUCCGUUGA